Cadophora gregata is the source of this 1857-nucleotide messenger RNA. It is a transcript of the gene CRN1, whose product is annotated as Coronin-like protein crn1. Gene Ontology annotation, molecular function: actin filament binding. Bases 1 to 1857 code for a protein of 618 amino acids. The transcript is spliced from 8 exons. Lineage: Eukaryota; Fungi; Ascomycota; Leotiomycetes; Helotiales; Ploettnerulaceae. Gene Ontology annotation, biological process: actin filament organization. The record is from RefSeq and is a predicted model, not a curated record.
AUGGCAGGCAGAUUCGUGCGCGCGUCGAAAUAUCGACAUGUCUUUGGGAAGUCCACACGCAAGGAAUCUUGCUACGACAACCUCCACAUCAGUCGCAAUGCAUGGGACACGAAUCUAGUCAAGGCAAACCCCGAAUAUCUCGCCGUCAAUUGGGAGGCCAGUGGAGGCGGCGCGUUUGCGGUUAUACCGGUUAAUGAGAAGGGGAGACUGCCUGAGCAGAUUCCGCUGUUUCGUGGACAUACUGGGCCGGUGUUGGAUACGGAUUGGAAUCCUUUCAAUGAUCGCCUCAUUGCUUCUGCGUCUGAUGAUGGGAAGGUCUUUAUAUGGCAGGUUCCGCAGGGAUUCACUCUCUACUCUGAUGCGGAGGAGCCCACAGAUGUUGCGCCUGUCAGCAAAUUGACUGGACAUUCGAGAAAAGUUGGACAGGUCCUCUUCAACCCUGCGGCGGAAAACAUCCUUGCUUCGGCUUCGGGCGACUACACAAUCAAAUUAUGGGACGUGGAGAGCGGAAAGGCACCCCUUACAUUGAAGCAUGGCGAUAUCGUACAGAGCUUGUCAUGGAGUGCGAAUGGUGCUAUGCUUGCGACAACAUCUCGGGACAAGAAGUUGCGAGUAUGGGAUGUGCGACAAGAAAGACCAGCACAUGAGGUCGCUGGACACAGUGGCGCGAAGAAUAGCAGAGUGGUUUGGAUGGGCGAGCACAACCGUUUGGCAACUACAGGUUUCUCGAAGAUGAGUGAUCGGCAGAUGGCUUUAUGGGAUGUUGGAGCUCCUGCAGAACCUCUUGGGGGAUUCACUGUAUUGGAUUCUAUUUCUGGUGUUUGCAUGCCAUUCUGGGAUGAUGGAACGCAAUGUUUGUACUUGGCAGGCAAGGGUGAUGGAAACAUUCGAUACUUCGAGUACGAAAACGACAAGUUCGAAUUCCUGUCCGAAUACAAGUCCGGAGAUCCACAGAGAGGUCUGGCAUUCGUUCCAAGACGUGGCAUAAAUGUCCACGAGAACGAGGUCAUGCGAGCAUACAAGACGGUCAACGAUAGCUACAUCGAGCCCAUCUCCUUCACUGUCCCAAGACGAGCCGAAGUCUUCCAAUCGGAUAUUUUCCCACCAGCAACUGGACUCAAACCUGCUGUUUCGGCUGCAGACUGGCUUUCAGGAAAGGAUGGAAUCCCAGCGAAGAUUGAUCUGGAGAGCAUAUAUGAGGGCAAGGCGCCCGUUGAGGUUGCAUCGGACUACAAGCCACCAGUUCAAGCCUCAGCUCCUUCACCAGUCAAGGCUGCUGCGCCAAAGAAGGAAGAGCCAGCUCCAACCCCCGUCCAAAGAGCCCCUCCACCUACCAUGUCGGAACAAAAGGGUUCCAUCUCAGCUAUGGCAUCUAAGUUCCAGGACGAUGGAGCAGAUGACGAUGAUGACGAGACAUCCAGCUUCGAGGAGAUUGCCAAACCUAUCCAGAAGCACAUCCCAGCUGCAGCUCGCGUAGACUCCAAGCCCGUCUCACCAGUCAAGGCCUCCUCCUCCCCAACCAAGACCGAACCACCGAAGCCAUCUCCAGCCUCCCAGCCACCUCCACGGUCUUUCCAAGCACCUGCUGCCGCCGUCAAAUCUCCAGUACAGACUCCUACUUCAAGUGCUCCUCCUCCUUCUUUGGGGUCCUCGUCAAAUGGCUCAGUUGAGUCGUCUCUUGCGCAGAUUAAGGAGCUGCUGGAGGCUCAGACACGGACUUUGAAUGCUCAAAGCGAGAAGAUUGUGGGCUUGACGCAGGAGGUUGAUACGUUGAAGAUGAGGGUUGGUAGUGGGACGCAGGAUCAGAGUGAGAGGAUUAGACAGCUGGAGUUGGAGCUUGAGGCUUUGAGGUCAUAG